Molecule: messenger RNA, 801 nt
Organism: Schistosoma mattheei
Lineage: Eukaryota; Metazoa; Platyhelminthes; Trematoda; Strigeidida; Schistosomatidae
Source: the annotation of a GenBank genome assembly
AUGGCUGUCAGUUAUUUAAGUCAGGUAGAAGCUCAACAAGUAGAUAAUGAAUUAUUUACAGAAUAUGCUUUCUCUGUUGAUCAGCUGAUGGAAUUAGCUGGUCUAAGCUGUGCUGUUGCUAUCAAUAAGGCUUAUCCCCUUAACAAGCUACCUAAAUCCAAUGGUUCUGUACUUGUUUUUUGUGGACCAGGAAACAAUGGUGGAGAUGGUUUAGUUUGUGCUCGACAUUUGAAAAUGUUUGGUUACAAACCUUCUAUACAUUAUCCUCGUAAUCCAACCAAACAAUUGUAUAAAAAUUUAGUUAUUCAGUGUGAAAAAAUGGACAUUCCUUUUCUAUCAGAUUUGACAAAUGAAACAGUUAACUUAUCUCAAUCUUAUGAUCUAUUCAUCGAUGCACUUUUUGGAUUUGGUUUCAAACCGCCUGUAAGUCUAGAAUUCAAAAGUAUAUUACAAAUUAUGUCAACAUGUCAAAUUCCUGUCAUAUCGAUAGAUGUUCCAUCAGGGUGGAAUGUGGAAACUGGACCAUUAGAUAGUGAAAAUAAUUUAAAACCGGAUUGUUUAAUAUCAUUAACUGCACCGAAAUUAUGUGCUCAAUUCUUUCAAGGACAGUAUCAUUUUCUCGGUGGGAGAUUUGUGCCAGAUGCACUAAUGAAGAAAUACAAGUUGAAACUACCCACAUAUCCUAGUCAUGAGUUAUGUGUACUACUUAAUUCCUCCGAUGAUAAGAAGUAUUUAACAGGAUCAACAAGCAAUUUCCGUCUUCAGAGUACAGAUUGUCUAGUUAUCUCGAAUGGGAUAUAA